AUGCCAAAAGAAUCUAUCAAGAAAAUGCAAUGUUUCAAAACAGGAAGACAUUCGCAGCAUCAGUCGUUGCAAUGUGGAACGACAACAUUCAAUAAAUUAUCAUUCGAUCCACCAUUCCGAUCGAAUCCUCUACCAAUCGGUCGUUUAGUUUAUAUGCCGUUGGAUCAAAUUGUAGGCGGUGAUAUAUGUCGCCUGGCUGCUACUACUGCGAGACCAAAUUCCGCGUAUUCUUCUAGCAAUUAUCAGCAAAUAAUAACAAUUUGUGAGAAUUGUACGGAAUGCCCAACCGAUUUGAGCAGUAUCUAUCUGCACUUGAAACGGAUGCUAAAUGAUAUCGAAAUUUCGUUGAUUAUUGUCAUUCGUGGUGUUAGCCAUAGACAAGUGAGCAAUAUUGAUGACGAGAAAAAGAUCCGUUUUGCAUUCGUCGAAGAGGAAGCACCGAUCGCCUUGGAUAAUUGUCAAAUUAUUGAUGGGACUGAUGGUGAUGCCUUACGCAGUUUUUCGAAAACUUCCGUUCUUUUUGUUUCCAUUUCAUUCAUCAUUUUAAUGGUUAUUUCGCUUGCUUGGCUCGUCUUCUAUUAUGUGCAAAGAUUCCGUUAUGCGCACGCCAAAGAUCGCCUUCAACGGCGACUAUUUAAUGCAGCUAAAAAGGCGCUGACACGUAUUCCAACAAGACCUAUUCGGAUUGGAGAUAAAGAGCUUGACAUCGACUGUCCUGUUUGCAUUGAUCCAUAUCGAGCCGGUGAUAUUAUUCGUUCUCUUCCGUGUAGGCACAUAUUCCACAAAACAUGUGUUGAUCCGUGGCUUCUGGAACACAGAACUUGUCCAAUGUGUAAAAAUGAUAUCCUAAAGGCUUUCGGGUAUUACGUGUCCAUGGGUCGACGUACACCCAACAAUACACAGAGAGAAAGCGUUCAUCAAUCGCCAAGGGAUGGAGAUAUGUUAAGCGUGGAUGUACAUUCUUCAACUGGAUCCGAGUCCGUAUUUCCACGUGCCGAUCAUCCCGAAGUGCAGGACCCAUCAAAUUCCCUAACUUCAUCGCAACUUGUUCAGGCGAUGUACUGCUCCAAUGCGAAUGCAUUUCCAAUAACGCCUCUGACAGUACAAAGCGCAUCUUCCUCAGCAAAAAAUGUCAUCGCGAAUCCUACACAAGAAAAAAAUGCAAUGAAUCGAAUCUCAUGGCAAUUUCGGAGGCCUUCAUCCACUGUUUCUCACAUUGUAAACGUUGCACAUUUCCGUUCACGUUCUCUGUCACAAGUCGUACAACCGCUCGAACCACAAACGUCCAAAGCCACAGUUAGCUCAAAUACACUCGGCUCUCGACUCACAUCACUUCACUUCUCGAUACUUACCAGAAGUGUCACACCAAUAGGUCGCGAUACUUCAUCCAUGUUGGCAGAUUUACCUGACCCCACUUCAUCUACAUUUUCAGUGUCAUCUAUACCACCAAAUUCUUGCUUACAACAGAAACUCAGAACAAAACGUGUUAACUCGCGGGAUAUCAAACAACCGUCAGAGCCCAAUUAUUUAGCUAGUGUUGAGUCACUUUAA
This is a messenger RNA of Acanthocheilonema viteae, 1551 nucleotides long. Lineage: Eukaryota; Metazoa; Nematoda; Chromadorea; Rhabditida; Onchocercidae. The record is from the annotation of a GenBank genome assembly.